AUGGCAAUGCGAACGGGAGUAUUGGCGCUGCGGACGCUGCGCCAGAGCGGCCAGAUGCCAUCUUUGGCUUCAUCUAGCUAUCGGAUGUUGUCUACGCACGUCUCCGUUAUCGGUUUACACUGGAAGACCGACGAGACCCGGUUGCGGCAGGUGUUUGCGAACUACGGAACGUUAGAGGAGGCCAUGCUGGUGACGCCUGAUCAUUCUUCCAUGCAUCUAUGGGCGUCCCUGGUGUAUUCGACUUUCGACGAGGCGCUGGAGGCGACGAGUGAGAUGAACGGUCAGGAAUUAGACGGCCGUCUCCUCCGAGUGAGCAUUGUGGAUCCGCCUACGUUAGGCGAGUAA
Molecule: messenger RNA, 345 nt
Organism: Phytophthora infestans T30-4
Lineage: Eukaryota; Oomycota; Peronosporomycetes; Peronosporales; Peronosporaceae
Exons: 2
Coding region: 1-345 (114 amino acids)
Molecular function (GO): RNA binding
Source: RefSeq, a predicted model, not a curated record